AUGGAAGAUGAAGAGAGACCUAGGAAACUACCGAAAUUGGACAACGGCGAAACCCAGAAUUCAGAACUACACCGGGAGGAUAUAGAUCCCGCUAUGACCGGCGCAUUACUUCCAGCGGCGCAGGAUAGUCCCGGGAAAACCUUAGGGGCCAAUGGCAAUGAGAAGGGGACAUUGCUCGAAGAGUCUACGGAGCAGACCCAGAAGUUAUCGAAAAACCAGCUGAAGAAACUUCGCCGGCAGGAACAAUGGGAAGCGGGUCGCGAAUAUCGCAAACAAAGGAGAAAAGAGAAGGUAAUCGCGAAGCGAGAACGGAAAAAGGCAUCUCAAUCAGAAGCUGGGAAUGUUACUCCAGACGAGGGAGGGGCAGCUGUUACCAGGUCCACGGAAGGGCCACGCGGUGCCCGACGGAAAUCGACCCUCCUCCCUAUAACGCUCGUCUUGGAUUGCGGAUUCGACGAGCUCAUGCUCGAUAAAGAACGCAUCUCUCUUGGUUCACAGCUGACACGGUGCUAUUCGGAUAAUAGCCGUGCACCAUAUCGCGCACAUAUGGUGGUAUCAUCGUUUAACAAGCUGCUCAGACAUCGAUUCGAGACUGUCAUGAGGAAGACGCAUGAGCACUGGAAGGGCGUUCGUUUCAUGCAGGAGGACUUUGUCCAGGCGGCGGAGAUGGCCAAGGAAUGGAUGAAAGAGACAGGCGCACAACAGGGAUGCAGCAAGAUGGCAGGGGUCUUCUCUGAUAAGACCGAUGCAAAGCCGGAAGACGGGGAGGUCGUGUAUCUCUCUAGCGACAGUCCUUACACGUUGACCGAACUCAAGCCAUACAGCACAUACAUCAUUGGGGGGCUAGUAGAUAAGAAUCGACACAAGGGUAUCUGUUAUAAACGGGCUUGCGAGAGGGGGAUUAAGACCGCCAAGUUACCGAUUGGGGACUACAUUCAGCUGGCUGGCCGCUCGGUUUUGGCAACUAAUCAUGUCGUGGAGAUCAUGGUACGGUGGUUGGAAACGAGAGACUGGGGGCAGGCAUUUUUACAGGCAAUUCCGAGCAGAAGGGAAGUCGUUUUGAGGGAAAGGGCAGGUAACAGUAGCGCUGGUAACGACGAUGAAGGCCAAAAGGGCGAUGAGGCUGAAGCUGAAGCCGACACUAGCAAGAAGAGCAAUGUUGGUGAUGCUGAGGAGGCGGACAGCUCAGAAAGGGUGGCUGAAGCUCAAGCAGAGCCGUGA
Monascus purpureus is the source of this 1221-nucleotide messenger RNA. The record is from the annotation of a GenBank genome assembly. NCBI's taxonomy places the organism in Eukaryota, Fungi, Ascomycota, Eurotiomycetes, Eurotiales, Aspergillaceae.